Molecule: messenger RNA, 2944 nt
Organism: Miniopterus natalensis
Lineage: Eukaryota; Metazoa; Chordata; Mammalia; Chiroptera; Miniopteridae
Source: RefSeq, a predicted model, not a curated record
CGCCCGCGGGAGGCGCCCCCUGACCCUCGACCUCCUCCGCGUGCGGAGCUCCUCCGUGAUGUCCGUCCGCCAGGAGGACGCGAGGUCAGGGGACGGGGCCGCAUCGUCUCUCUGCGAGGACUCCUUUGAGGGUGAAAGAAGUAUUUCCUUUUACUGAGACCGCGGGUGUAAACUGGAAUCGUCCUGAAAAAGUCAAGAAGCGUGGCUGUUGAGGCCCCAGGAGACCAUGGAGGAUGCUCAGGGCGCCAACCAGAGCCUGACUUCGGAGCCCCAGCCAGCUGAGGGGGAAGCCGAGAGCAUCUCCCCGCAGGCGCCCCUCCAAGAACCGGGGCUGCUUUAUCAGGAGGAAACCAUUGAUCUCGGGGGAGAUGAGUUUGGGUCAGAGGAGAAUGAGACCGUAUCAGAAGAUUCUAAUAAUUUCGUAGAUAAGCUUAGUGAGCACAUGAUGGAGAGUGUCCUCAUUUCUGAUUCUCCGAACAACAGCGAAGACGACACGGGUGACCUUGGUGGGGUGCAGGAUGUUGCGGAGCCUGCAGAAGGCAGUGCUGACCACAGACAAGACAAUGUCAUAGGUAAAGGUGUGGUCGACACUCCCAGUCAGGACAGUGAAAGUGAUGGAGACGAGGCGUCUGAGGACGUUUCCGACGUGACCUCCGACACCAGGGCGCCCUUGAAGGAAGACCCAGAGCCAGAAGGGAAAGCUGCACCCACCUGUGAAAAUGAAGAUGCAGGGAGCCCAGGCCCCAGGCUCCAGGGUGCUUCCCCCGAGGGGUCUGGCCCGUCCUCCACACAGCCCUCUCCCAAAGACGAGCCCGUGCCCGUGUGCACCAUCUUCAGCCAGUCCCAGGCCACGGCCUCCCAGCCGACCCCCUUUCUGCAGGAUGGCUUCGAGUCACAGAUGGUAAAGUCGCCUAGUUUCAGUGGCGCCAGCCAGCCAGCCUCCAAGACCCCUCCCCAGGUGGUCCAGCCAAGCCCCAGCCUGAGCACGUUCUUUGGAGAGACAGCCAACACUAACUCCUUGGCCUCGGACUUCUUUGAUUCCUUCACAACUUCCACGUUCAUUUCCGUCAGCAACCCCAAUGCGGGGGCUUCCGUUCCAGAGCUGUCCUCGCUCGCUCCCCCGGUGGGAGGGAGCUCCCCGGGGAUGGACGCCCCUCCAGAAACCCCUCAGUCUCCAAAGCCAUUCUCCCAGAUCCAGGCUGUGUUCGCAGGGAGCGAGGACCCCUUUGCCACGGCCCUGAGCAUGAGUGAGAUGGACCGGCGGAGGGAUGCCUGGCUGCCCGGGGAGGGGACCAGGGACGUGCUGAUUGCAGUAGCGACCCAGCAGUACAGCACCGUGUUUGUGGACAAGGAGAACCUCACCAUGCCCGGCCUCAAGUUCGACAACAUCCAGGGAGAUGCAGUCAAAGACUUAAUGCUUCGUUUCCUGGGCGAGAAAGCGGCCGCGAAGAGACAGGUCUUAAACGCCAGCUCAGUGGAGCAGUCUUUUGUCGGAUUGAAACAGCUCAUUAGUAAAUGCAGAGAUGUCCUGAGUGGCCUGUUCCGGUUACGGAUCCACUGUGUCUUGCAGAGCUGCAAAAACUGGCGGGCGGCGGUGGACCUAUGCGGGCGCCUCCUCACCGCCCAUGGCCAGGGCUACGGCAAGAGCGGGCUGCCCACCAGCCAUACUGCAGACUCGCUGCAGCUGUGGUUUGUGAGGCUGGCACUGCUGGUGAAGCUGGGCCUUUUCCAGAACGCCGAGAUGGAGUUUGAGCCCUUCGGGAACCUCGACCAGCCGGACCUCUACUACGAGUAUUACCCGCACGUGUACCCGGGGCGCAGGGGCUCCAUGGUGCCCUUCUCGAUGCGGAUCUUGCAUGCGGAGCUGCAGCAGUACCUGGGGAACCCCCAGGGGGCGCUGGACCGGCUGCACCAGGUGAAGGCCGUCUGCAGCAAGAUCCUGGCCCAUCUGGAGCAAGGCCUGGCCGAGGAUGGGAGCAUGAGCAGCAUCUCGCCCGAGAACAGGCAGGCCUCUGUGCAGCUGUGGCGCUCCCGCUUGGGCCGUGUGACCUGCUCCAUGGCCAACUGCCUGCUGCUGAUGAAGGACUACGUACUGGCUGUGGACGCCUACCGCUCUGUCAUCCAGUUCCACCCUGAGCAGGAGCCGCAGCUGCUCAGCGGCAUUGGCCGCAUUUUCCUUCAGAUUGGAGACAUAAAGACAGCUGAGAAGUACUUUGAGGAUGUGGAGAGAGUGACACAGAAACUCGACGGGCUGCAAGGGAAGAUCAUGGUGUUGAUGAACAGAGCCUUCCUCCACCUUGGUCAAAAUAACUUUGCGGAAGCCCACAGAUUCUUCACGGAAAUUUUAAAGACUGACCCAACAAAUGCAGUGGCCAACAACAACGCCGCUGUGUGCCUGCUCUACCUGGGCAGGCUCAAGGACUCUCUGCGGCAGCUGGAGGCCAUGGUGCAGCAGGUGCCCGGCCACUACCUGCACGAGAGCGUGCUCUUCAACCUGACCACCAUGUACGAGCUGGAGUCCUCCCGCAGCACCCAGAAGAAGCAGGCGCUGCUCGAGGCCGUUGCCUGCAAGGAGGGGGACAGCUUCAACACCCAGUGCCUCAAGCUGGCCUAGGCCCUGCGACUGAAGCUCCAGGCUCCUGGGAGCCGCCCUGGGACUGCGGCUGGCUCAGUGAGCCUCUCACUGGGCUCUGGGAGCAUGUCUCCUGGUCCAGAGCACCAAGGCCAUGCUGUUGGGCAGCUUGUUCAACUCCAGCCAGUGACCGGGCAGCCCUGCACAUCUAUGAGUACACAGCAAACGUGCCGCAAGGGGGGAUGCAGAGAACGUCUGUAAGACACACCAGGGCCCUUCUGUUUGUUCCUGGAAGCUGAGCUACUUGAUGUGUUAAUUCUGAGUAUCCUCAGAGAAAAGCUGGAAAAUGUAAUAUAAACUGUUCCCUCUGCC